Messenger RNA from Marmota monax (woodchuck), 7484 nucleotides. It is a transcript of the gene Dlg5, whose product is annotated as discs large MAGUK scaffold protein 5. Gene Ontology annotation, biological process: regulation of apoptotic process. The transcript has 32 exons. Gene Ontology annotation, molecular function: protein binding. Bases 59 to 5821 code for a protein of 1920 amino acids. Lineage: Eukaryota; Metazoa; Chordata; Mammalia; Rodentia; Sciuridae. The record is from RefSeq and is a predicted model, not a curated record.
GCCUGCCUUGGGGAGCCCGGGCGCUGUCCGGCGGGGCGGGGCGGCGCGGCCCGCCACCAUGGAGCCCCAGCGCCGGGAGCUGCUCGCCCAGUGUCAGCAGAGCCUGGCCCAGGCCAUGACGGAGGUGGAAGCCGUGCUCGGACUGCUCGAGGCCGCGGGAGCGCUGAGCCCUGGCGAGCGGCGGCAGCUGGACGAGGAGGCGGGAGGCGCCAAGGCGGAGCUGCUGCUCAAGCUGCUCCUGGCCAAGGAGCGGGACCACUUCCAGGACCUGCGCGCGGCGCUGGAGAAGACGCAGCCUCACCUGCUGCCCAUUCUCUACCUGAACGGCGUCGUCGGGCCGCCGCAGCCCGCCGAGGGCGCCGGCUCCACCUACAGUGUCCUGUCCAUCAUGCCCUCGGACUCAGAGAGCAGCAGCUCCCUCAGCAGUGUGGGCACCACUGGGAAGGCGCCGUCCCCGCCGCCCCUCCUCACCGACCGGCAGGCGAAUGAGAAGGUGGAGAACCUGUCCAUUCAGCUGCGGCUGAUGACCCGCGAGAGGAAUGAGCUGCGCAAACGCCUGGCCUUUGCGACCCACGGGACGACCUUUGAUAAGAGGCCCUACCACAGACUGAAUCCUGACUACGAGAGGCUGAAGAUCCAGUGUGUGCGGGCCAUGUCGGACCUGCAGAGUCUCCAGAACCAGCACACCAAUGCCUUGAAGAGGUGCGAGGAGGUGGCCAAGGAGACCGACUUCUACCACACACUCCACAGCCGGCUCCUGAGUGACCAGACUCAGCUGAAGGAUGAUGUGGACAUGCUGAGGCGGGAGAACGGGCAGCUGCUGCGGGAGCGGAACCUACUGCAGCAGUCCUGGGAAGACAUGAAGCGGCUCCAUGAGGAGGACCAGAAGGAGAUCGGAGACCUCCGGGCGCAGCAGCAGCAGGUACUGAAGCACAACGGGUCAUCAGAGAUCCUCAACAAGCUGUACGACACGGCCAUGGACAAGCUGGAGGGGGUCAAGAAGGACUACGAUGCCCUGCGGAAACGGUACAGCGAGAAGGUUGCCAUCCACAACUCAGACCUGAGCCGCCUGGAGCAGCUGGGCGAGGAGAACCAGCGCCUGCUGAAGCAGACGGAAAUGCUGACCCAGCAGAGGGACACGGCCAUCCAGCUGCAGCACCAGUGCGCCCUGUCCCUGAGGAGGUUCGAGGCCAUUCACCAUGAGCUGAACAAGGCCACGGCCCAGAACAAGGACCUGCAGUGGGAGAUGGAGCUGCUCCAGUCAGAGCUGACGGAGCUGAGGACCACGCAGGUCAAAACCGCGAAGGAGUCCGAGAAGUACAAGGAGGAGCGGGAUGCAGUGUACAGCGAGUAUAAGCUCAUCAUGAGCGAGCGUGACCAGGUCAUCUCUGAGCUGGAUAAGCUGCAGACCGAGGUGGAGCUGGCUGAGUCCAAGCUCAAGAGCAGCACAUCUGAGAAGAAGGCGGCCAGCGAGGAGAUGGAGGCGCUGCGGCAGAUCAAAGACACGGUGACAAUGGAUGCUGGGAGGGCCAACAAGGAGGUGGAGAUCCUUCGAAAGCAGUGCAAGGCUCUGUGCCAGGAGCUGAAGGAAGCCCUGCAGGAGGCCGAUGUGGCCAAGUGCCGCCGGGACUGGGCCUUCCAGGAGCGGGACAAGAUUGUGGCGGAGCGCGACAGCAUCCGGACACUGUGUGACAACCUGCGGCGGGAGCGGGACCGGGCAGUGAGUGAGCUGGCUGAGGCCCUGCGCAGCCUGGAUGACACUCGGAAACAGAAGAACGACGUCAGCCGGGAGCUUAAGGAGCUCAAGGAGCAGAUGGAAUCCCAGUUGGAGAAGGAGGCCCGGUUCCGGCAGCUGAUGGCCCACAGCUCCCACGACUCGGCCAUCGAUACAGAUUCCAUGGAGUGGGAAACAGAAGUCGUCGAGUUUGAAAGGGAGACGGAGGAGGUUGACUUGAAGGCACUUGGGUUUGACAUGGCAGAAGGUGUGAAUGAGCCUUGUUUCCCAGGGGACUGUGGCAUAUUUGUCACGAAAGUGGACAAAGGAAGCAUUGCUGAUGGCCGCUUAAGGGUCAACGACUGGCUACUGAGAAUCAACGAUGUGGACCUCAUCAACAAGGACAAGAAGCAGGCCAUCAAGGCCCUCCUCAAUGGAGAGGGGGCCAUCAACAUGGUCGUGCGGCGGAGGAAGUCCCUGGGUGGGAAGGUGGUCACACCCCUGCACAUAAACCUCAGUGGACAGAAAGACAGCGGCAUCAGUCUGGAGAGUGGAGUGUAUGCUGCUGCUGUGGUACCUGGAAGCCCUGCUGCCAAAGAAGGGUCCCUCGCCGUGGGAGACAGGAUUGUGGCGAUCAAUGGCAUCGCACUGGACAACAAGUCCCUGAAUGAAUGUGAAUCUCUGUUGCGCAGUUGCCAGGACUCCUUGACCCUCUCCCUCCUGAAGGUGUUCCCUCAGAGCUCCUCGUGGAGCGGCCAGAACAUCUUUGAAAACAUCAAGGACUCUGAUAAGAUGCUGAGUCUUCGGAGCCAUGGCCUGGAGGCCCAGGCUCAUCACAAGCGGAACUUGAUGCAGCACCACAGCUCCACGCAGACGGAGCUCUUCUGCGCUGGGCUGGAAGACAGGAAGGAGCCGGGGCCCCCCGGAGGCAGCACCUCUUUUCUACACAAACCAUUCCCUGGGGGCCCCUUUCCAGUCUCCCCCCAGACCUGUCCCAGCACCUCCGAGCGCAGCCUGAGCUCCUUCCACUCCGAUGCCUCUGGGGAACGUGGCUACGGGCUGGUGGACAUGCGGAGCAGGCGGCCCCUGCUGCCCUUUGAGACUGAGGUGGGCCCCUGUGGGGUAGUGGAGGCCCCUCUGGACAAGGUGGAUGCUGAGGGCUCCAACAGUGGUGGGACCUGGCCCAAGGCCGUGCUCGGCUCCACAGCAGGGCCGGAGAAGCUCUCCGUUUACAAGAAGCCAAAGCAAAGAAAGUCUAUCUUUGACCCAAACACUUUUAAACGUCCCCAGACGCCCCCCAAAAUAGACUAUUUGCUCCCAGGCCCUGGGCCUAUUCACUCCCCCCAGCCCUCCAAGAGGAUGGGGCCUCUGACACCCCCAAAGCCCCCCAGGAGAAGUGACUCCAUCAAGUUCCAGCACAGACUGGAAACCAGUUCUGAGUCAGAGGCCACACUGGUGGGCAGCUCUCCAUCUACCAGCCCACCAGGUGCCCCGCCCCCGGACGCUGACCUCGGAGAACCCAUGCAUGCAUCACCCCCUCGCAAGGCCAGGGUCCGCAUCGCCUCCAGCUACUACCCUGAAGGGGAUGGGGACUCCUCCUACCUGCCAGCCAAGAAGUCCUGUGAUGAGGACCUCACUUCCCAGAAGGCAGAUGAGCUGGGGCAGAAGCGCCGCCGGCCAAAGUCUGCGCCUAGUUUUCGGCCCAAGCUUGCUCCGGUAGUGAUUCCUGCUCAAUUCCUGGAGGAGCAGAAGUGCAUCCCAGCUAGUGGAGAGCUCUCCCCCGAGGUGCAGGAGUGGUCCCCUUACUCACCAGGGCAUUCCAGCCGGCAUGGGAACCCCCCGCUCUACCCCAACAGGCCAUCCGUGGGAACUGUUCCCCGGAGCAUGACCCCCAGCACUGCUGUGAGCUCCAUCCUGCGGAACCCCAUCUACACUGUGCGCAGCCACAGGGUUGGCCCCUGCAGCUCUCCACCUGUGCCCCGAGAUACUGGUCCCCAGGGCUUGCCUCCCAGUGUCCAGCACCAGGGCCGCCUGAGCCUGGACCUCAGCCACAGGGCCAGCAGUGACUAUGCUGAGAUGAGAGCCUCCCACGGGUCCAACUCGCUGCCUUCCAGCGCCCGCCUCGGGUCUUCCAGUAACUUGCAGUUCAAGGCAGAACGCAUUAAGAUCCCAUUAACGCCGAGGUACCCUCGGUCUGUCAUGGGCUCUGACAGAGGUUCGUUGUCACAUUCCGAAUGCAGCACCCCUCCUCAGUCGCCCCUCAACAUUGACACCCUGUCCACUUGUAGCCAGUCCCAGACCUCUGCCUCUACAUUGCCCAGGAUUGCUGUCAACCCUGCGUCCCUCGGGGAGCGGAGGAAGGACAGGCCUUACGUGGAGGAACCACGCCAUGUGAAGGUACAGAAGGGCUCAGAGCCUUUGGGCAUCUCCAUUGUGAGUGGAGAGAAGGGCGGCAUCUACGUCUCCAAAGUGACCACCGGCAGCAUUGCCCACCAGGCUGGCCUUGAGUAUGGGGACCAGUUACUUGAGUUCAAUGGCAUUAACCUGCGGAGUGCCACAGAGCAGCAGGCCCGGCUCAUCAUAGGGCAACAGUGUGACACCAUCACCAUCCUGGCCCAGUACAACCCACAUAUGCACCAGCUUGGCAGCCACUCCCACUCCAGCUCCCACCUGGACCCUGCCGGUGCCCACGCCACUCUCCAGGGCAGUGGUAGCACCACCCCAGAGCACCCCUCUGUCAUUGAUCCGCUCAUGGAGCAGGACGAGGGUCCUGGCACACCCCCAGCCAAGCAGAACACCCCUUGCUCCAGGAUCAUGGGAGAUGCCAACAAGAAGACCCCGGAACCACGCAUUGUCUUCAUCAAGAAGUCUCAACUGGACCUUGGGGUGCAUUUGUGUGGUGGAAACCUGCACGGGGUGUUUGUGGCCGAAGUGGAGGAUGACAGUCCUGCCAGGGGUCCCGAUGGCCUGGUGCCAGGGGAUCUGAUCCUCGAGUAUGGCAACCUGGAUGUGCGCAAUAAGACGGUGGAGGAGGUCUACGUGGAGAUGCUGAAGCCCAAAGACAGUGUCCGCCUGAAGGUGCAGUACCGCCCAGAGGAGUUCACCAGGAUCAAGGGCCUGCCUGGUGACAGCUUCUACAUCAGGGCCCUGUAUGACCGGCUGGCCGAGGUGGAGCAUGAGCUGAGCUUUAGGAAGGACGACAUUCUCUACGUGGACGACACCUUGCCCCAGGGCACGUUCGGGUCCUGGAUGGCGUGGCAGCUGGAUGAGAACGCCCAGAAGAUCCAGCGUGGGCAGAUUCCCAGCAAAUAUGUGAUGGACCAAGAAUUCUCCAGGAGGCUCAGCAUGUCCGAGGUCAAAGACGACAGUAGCGCCGCCAAGACGCUGUCAGCAGCCGCUCGCCGGUCCUUCUUUCGAAGGAAGCACAAGCACAAACGCAGUGGGUCCAAAGACGGGAAAGACCUCCUGGCCUUGGACACCUUCUCCAACGACUCCCUCCCGCUCUUUGAAGAUUCAGUGAGUCUGGCCUAUCAGCGGGUCCAGAAGGUGGACUGCACCUCCCUGAGGCCUGUCCUGAUUCUGGGGCCUCUGCUGGAUGUGGUGAAGGAAAUGCUGAUAAACGAGGCUCCUGGCAAGUUCUGCAGAUGCCCGCUGGAGGUGAUGAAGGCUUCCCAGCAGGCCAUUGAGCGGGGCGUUAAAGACUGCCUGUUUGUCGACUAUAAGCGGAGGAGCGGCCAUUUUGAUGUGACCACGGUGGCUUCAAUAAAGGAGAUCACAGAAAAGAACCGACACUGCCUCCUGGACGUCGCCCCCCACGCCAUCGAGCGCCUGCACCACAUGCAUAUCUACCCUAUCGUCAUCUUCAUCCACUACAAGAGUGCCAAGCACAUCAAGGAGCAGAGAGAUCCCAUCUACCUGAGGGACAAGGUGACACAGAGGCAUUCCAAAGAGCAGUUUGAGACAGCUCAGAAGAUUGAACAGGAGUACAGCAGGUACUUCACAGGGGUCGUCCAGGGAGGAGCCCUGUCGAGCAUUUGCACUCAGAUCUUGGCAACCGUCAAUCAAGAACAAAGUAAAGUCCUGUGGAUCCCCGCCUGCCCGCUCUAAGGGAAGUGGGCACCAGGCGGCGACUGGACCGGCCCGCUGGUGGGGAGAUCGGCUCGCUCUUCUCCAGCAGCUGAAAACAGAGAUGGGCCUGUUUAUGGACAUGCAGGGGAAGGAUCCAGAACCAGGACUCCAGAAGCCCCUCCUUUGUAGUGUAGACAGAGGGGGUUGGCGGCUCGGAUCUGGGCCCAGGCCGGCAGACUGCUCCUCUCACAUGUGCUUUAAGACAAAACAAAGCAGAAAACGCAAAAGACUUGAUAGAGGGGUACAACACCCACCUUCCUAUAGCCAGCCAAUCAGUGAUGCUGCACAGAGAGCCUUUCAGAUCACAAGUUUACAAGCCUUUUCUAAGUAUCUGGUGGUUAUGUUUACGUGGACGCCCCAUGCUGCUGGUGCCCACCCCACCCCUUCCGCCCCCUGUUGCUUUUGUUCCCCAAAUGACCCUGGAACCUCACUGGGUUGGGGGGUGGGGCGGGCUGCCCCGCCUCAGGAGGUUCUUGUCAGUGGGACCAGAGCUUCGGCAGACUUCCUGCUCCUCAGAGGCGGUACCUCUCCUGGAAGGACUUUGUCACUUCAGGUGCUCAGACUGCUGGAGAUGGCAGAACCAGUGCCUGGGUGGGGCCAACUCGCCGGCGCUGCAUUUUCCUCCCAUACCCGGGAGGGCAGCUUGGGCAUCCUCACAAACUCGCCUCUUGGCCUUUCCCUCCUGUUUCUUCACCCCCCAAGCGCUCAUCGGUCUCCUGACUCUUUUUCAGCUGUAUUUGUUAUUUAAACAUUCUGCCUGGUCCAUCAUGUCCCCGUCAGGUCUCAGCCGCAGGGCUGGGUCCUAGGCAGAGUGUCAAGCAAGGGUGGACGCGUGCCAUGGCACCCCUCGAGGUUCUGAGAGCCCCGAUGGCCUUUUUCAGCUUCGCGGAGCAGGGCAGGCGCAUCCGUUCUUUUGGAUGUGAAAACAUUCACGUUUCAGAUGUUUGAAUGAGAGCUUGUAGGGGGAGUUUAAUGGUUAGCGUAGCCACUAUUGAAUAUCUAAAAAGAAAACCUGUGACCUUGUUCAUCUUGGUCCCAGGGCUCACAGCAUGGGCCUGACUUUGGCCUUUGUUGGGUUACUUUGGGCUCAUUUGGGCUUCUCUCAUUUUCUUUCCUUUGCACUUCCCAUGCCGGGCGAGUCUGGCUGAAGAUUUGAUGUGGUUCCUCCUUAAACAGUGUGUCCUGUUAAUAGGUACUGUACCGGGCUCCGCAUAAGUGUCGUUGGGGUAGGACCUAUAUUUUAAUACUGUUCCUAACAUUUCAUUUUAAUAGCAAGGUGUCUUUGAUUUGAUUCUUUGUAAUUCUAGAAACUAGAUUGUAGUUUAGUCAUUACUGACAUUUUUUUUUUUUUAAAAAAGGGAUAUAUUUUCUUGCACAGCUGUUCAAAAGAGAAACAAGUCUCAGUCCUCAGUGCUGUCCUUUGUUUUCCAGGUACAAGUUUUCUAGCCCAGACAACUGAGAAAAAGUGUAGACCAUUCUCGAGGCAUUGCUUGCACGCUGUUUUUCUACGUUGCAGGCAGGUCGGGCUGUGAUGGGCGGUGUGCAGGCGGGUACGGAUCUGACAGCCUGGGAUGUUCUGUACUAAAAUGUUACUUUGUAUCAAAAAGUUUUAGUACAACAAAAUAAAGGUCAAUUUCAGUAA